Molecule: messenger RNA, 4080 nt
Organism: Leucoraja erinaceus (little skate)
Lineage: Eukaryota; Metazoa; Chordata; Chondrichthyes; Rajiformes; Rajidae
Gene: prrc1
Product: proline-rich coiled-coil 1
Exons: 9
Coding region: 139-1416 (425 amino acids)
Biological process (GO): activation of protein kinase A activity
Cellular component (GO): cytoplasm
Molecular function (GO): protein kinase A regulatory subunit binding
Source: RefSeq, a predicted model, not a curated record
GUGCGCGAUGACGUCUGACGGCCGGCCGGCGUGCCGAUCGGUGACGUGGCGGGCGCUGACGUUGCUGUGGUGACGCGGCCAUCUUGGUCCCAGCGGCUGGAGGAGCGCGGCGGUAUAUUGUGGUCAAACGAACAAAAGAUGAUGGAGGAAAGUGGGAUUGAGACAACACCUCCCACAACCCCACCACCAAAUACUACCAUGACACCAAGCAACCCUCCAAUUUCAACAGUUCUACCUAGCACUUUACCUAAUCCCAUUACUACCUCCAUUUCAGCCAUGUCUCCCCAAGUCUUUUCGACACCUCCUCAUUCUAGAACCCACAUGCCACCUGUUAGGUCCUCUACACCCCUAACUGCUGUUGCAUCCCCUAUUCAUCCAGCUGCUGGUCAUUCUGGUGCUGCAGCUUAUGGCUUUCCUCCUUCGAUGCCUUCUAUGGGCCCUCCUGCUGGUCCUGCCUUUUCUGCACCUCCAGCAGGUCCACCCACCACUGGGUUCUCCAUGUCUGCAAACUACGACAUCACUCGAGGCCAUGCUGGGAGAUCUCCACAAACCCCGUUGAUGCCAAUUUUUUCUGCAUCUGGCACAGGAGUUGUUCCAGGUGCCAUGACUCAGGCCCCUACUCCUGCUGGAAGUGGCUCCUCCAUUACUUUCCCAGUGGAACCUGAGGACCCCAGGAUGUCUGCACACUAUGACCAAAGUGGUGCUGGAGGCGGAUUAUGGGGCUUCUUUAAGGGUGUGGCAGGGAACUCCGUUGUGAAAUCAGUUUUGGACAAAACAAAGCAUUCUGUUGAGUCGAUGAUCACCACGCUGGAUCCAGGCAUGGCUCCCUACAUCAAAUCAGGUGGUGAUUUGGAUAUCUUGGUAACUUCUAAUAAAGAGGUUAAAGUGGCAGCUAUUCGAGAUGCUUUCCAGGAAAUCUUUGGAAUGGCCACGGUUACCGGGGAAGCUGGCCAGUCAAAUAUUGCUCCACAACCUAUUGGGUAUGCGGCAGGAUUAAAGGGAGCUCAGGAAAGAAUAGAUAGUCUGAGGAGAUUGGGGUUGAUGCAUGAAAAGCAGGUGACCGUUUCUGUUGAGAACUUCAUUGCAGAAUUGCUCCCAGACAGGUGGUUUGACAUAGGAUGUCUGAUCCUUGAAGAUCCAGCUCAUGGUAUUUGCUUAAAAAAUUUCACACAAGCAACACCAGUGCCUUCAGAAUUUGUGCAACAGGCACAAAACCUUACGCCAGCUGACUACAACCUGAGAUGGUCUGGUUUGAUGGUGACAAUAGGUGAAGUUUUGGAGAGGAGUAUACCCCACGUCAGUCGCAAUGAUUGGCAUAUCGUGUUUACAGGCAUGUCUCGAAGACAGAUGAUCUACAGUGCAGCCAAAGCCUUAGCAGGGAUGUACAAGCGACAACUGCCAUCAAAAUCCAUUUAACCAUCAAAACUGUGGCCCACUGUUCUAAGGGGAUUUUUUUUAAUCUCAGUGCACUUCCUGCACAAGAACUGUUUAAACAUUGAUGUAUUUUUAUAUAUUCAAAUCAGAAGUGCAGUCUCUGAGGCAAAACUCUCCCAUCUACCAGCAUAGGAACUGGUUAAUUGGAACAUUCCAGAAACUGAAUGUGAUCCUUUGUGAUGGGAACUAUUUUAAAAUAUGCAUUUUCUUUAUUCUCACUUUAUACUAAAAAUAGUUUGUUACAAUUACUUUGAUAGAUACUGUCGCAAAAUGCAAAUUGAGGUACUAAGCAUUAGCAAUGCUUGUCUAUAUUCCUGCCACCUAAUCAUAAAUACACAUUUGUGUCCAAGAGUGAGUUAAUGUGCAUGGAAUAAUGUGCAGGUAGUUCUGUUCUUUGCUUCUAUCCUUGUAACAUGAGCUUAUAAGGUAACAACAUUCAAAAUGAUGGAUAUAUGAUUUACGUUGAAACUUGUCAACCCACACUUUUGAAAAAAAUCUGAUAAAUGGUCAAGGUGAAUUGUCACAAGGUUAAAUGAAAGAUUUUAUUUUAAAUAAAAUGCAAACGCUGUUAUUUGAGAAACCUUAAUCAACCCCUCUCUACUGCCAAGUCAAGCUACUACAAGGCUCAUUGGAAGUAUCAUUGGCCUAUUUUGUUAUUUUUUGUAAAGGAAAUAAAACUGAAAUAUCAGAAAUGACAUCAGUAUUUCCUUUGUAAUCUUAAUUUAAUUUUGGCAUUUAUCAGAAUUGUUUUUAAUUAAUUUUCUCCAUUGAGACGAUGCUAGUUAGCUUCCAUUGCAAUAUGCUGCACUGUAAUGGUUGGUACAUAAUUGAUUGCUUUCUUGAAAUGUGCAAUUAAUCAUAAUGCAAGUAGUUUACAAAUAAACCUUUGCCAAAAGACUUUAGUGCUAUAAGCUGAAGUUUUAAACAGUAACUGUUUGAAUAUAGUUGGUCCAAUUAGAAGCUAAUCAUUUAGAUGUUGCCUGAUGGUUAAAUGAAGAGUUGAAAAUAGUCCCCAAAAAAUAGUUUAGUUGUAAUUUUCUGCCAAAUGAAUCGCUGCAUUCAUUUUAUUUUGCCUCUUCCCAAUUCAACACUCUUUGUGCAAAAUAAAAACUGUAGCGGGACUCCAGUGUAAUUAUGACCAUAAAACUGAUGCCUCAAUGCAGGGAUAAUGUCUAGAAGGAACUAUCCCAGAAAUCUGGCAUGUAUGGGUGGAUUUCGGUAGCGAUAGAGAAGGAAUCAGUUAUGAGGUUCAAAGUCAAGUGAUAGAUUUUGUAGGCAAUAGUAUUAAAGGAUGCAGAAUGAAUAUGGGUGGGUUCACAUCACUCACAAUGUAAUUAAAUGACAUAAUGGGUUUAUCACCUGUCCUGUUCCUGUGCUCCAGCCUCGCAAGAGCCAAAUGGCUGCCGCAUCUUCCAUUGUAAUGGACUUGAUUGGCCUUUUGUUUUGUUGUCCUCAUCCUGUAGGAAGGGCCACUUCAUAUGGAACUUGUACAUUGGUUAAUUAUGCUCCCUGUUUGUAAUUCUGACUGGGACAUUUGCAUUAGGGAGGUGAAUCAAUGAUUAUACGUAAGUAACAAUGAUAAUUGAGCAUGCGACACAGAUGUGGCUCGUGCGUACACAUUGAUGAAAAAUCGUUUUCUAUCCAAAUCUGCAUAAUUUGUUUAGCUGAUACUGAGAUUUAUUUUCUGCCCGAGUAUUAAGAUGUUUUUCAUCUGAUUCAGCUUAAUGAUGAGUUGCUUGUGAUGCUGAAUAGAUCCAACUAAAGCCUGCAGAAAAAUAGGUGCAGCAGUCAACCAUUUGGCCCUUCGAGGCAGCACUGCCAUUCAAUAUCAUGGCUGAUCAUCUAAAGCCCGUUCCUGCUUUUUCUCCAUAUGCCUUGGUUCCUUUAGCCCUAUGAGCUAAAUCUAACUCUCUUGAAAAUACCCAGUGAAUUGUCCUCCACUAACUUCUGUGGCAGAUAAUUCCACAGAUUCCAACUCUCUGGGUGUAGACAUUUUUCCUCAUCUUAGUCCUAAAUGGCCAACACCUUAUUCUUAAACUGUGAACAUUGGUUCUGGACUCCCCCAACAUCGGGAACAUUUUGCCUGCAUCUAGCCUGUCCAAUCCUUUAAGAAUUCUAUAUGUUUCUAUAAGAUCCCCUCUCAUCCAUCUAAAUUCCAGUGAAUACAAGCCCAGUCGACCCAUUCUUUCAUCAUAUGUCAGUCCCGCCAUACCAGGAAUUAACCUGGUGAACCUACGCUGCACUCUCUCACUAGCAAUAAUUCUUGCAUGCAUUCGAAAAAAGAUUCCUUAAUCAGUCGGAUACAAAAAGAAAAAUGUUAUUAUACGGUUGCUUCAAUUUGGUGAAUUUGAUUUGGAAUGGGUAUGAAAUGAUUCCAAGGCAGAGAGAAACAAUGGCAUCACUAUGAACACACGGCCCCCACUCCUGUCCCUGUGCUCUUGUACCUCUUGGUUCAUUGCGAUUUUAAAAUUAGUGCCACUCGGGUGAAUAUCUCAACCAGUGUAAAAUUGUUUCCUUCCCAUUUAGAACUUGAUUUCAUUGUUAUUUGGCAGUAAUUGCCAAAUUUCAUGUGUGCAGAUUUUGUCAUUUGGAUCCUUAUCAUGUUUAUAUUUUAACCUUAUUUUAUAAUAAAAUGACCUUUGUAAA